This is a messenger RNA of Zootoca vivipara (common lizard), 3240 nucleotides long. Lineage: Eukaryota; Metazoa; Chordata; Lepidosauria; Squamata; Lacertidae. The record is from RefSeq and is a predicted model, not a curated record.
ACCUCGCAACCCGUCCCCGGAAGUGGUCCUCAAAGUGCCCCACUUCCGCCAGCUUUUCACUGCCUAUAGAGCUAGAAAAAAUAAGAGCAGUCUCCCUUUAUUUUUUAAAAAAGGUUCUGCAAGUAAGGAAAGGCGGACAUCUUGGAGAUGUACCUAACCCCACCCAGCCAGACUCAUGUUUGGAAAGGCUUCUUGUCGUUGAUUUGAAAUGCAAAUUGUGUUUGUUUGUGGAAUGCGCUCGCUACUCAGGAUGCGUCCCCGAACGAUGCGCGGAUGGAUCCCGCUGAAGGCGCGCAGAAGGAAAGGCGCUUGGAUAUCCGCAACUUGAUCAGUAAAUUACAUCUGUCGCCUACAAUACAAGAGGAGCACGCGCGUUAAAAUCAGACUAUUACAACGAAAACGGGUGAAAUAUAGUAAGAGUUUUCGCCGUGCAUGGAGACCUUAACACAAUGCAAUGAAUUCGUUUGCUGACGCCUUCCAGACCGUUUAUAGAUUUACACGCCAGAGCCCUCCCUAUACAUUUACGCAGAGAGAGGUCGUUAAAUGAGACUGCGUCGCCCUUGGCCCGCCUUCCUGGGAGUAAACCGCAGUGAAGUCCAGGGGACUGGCUUCUGAGCCCUCAGGGCUGCUCUGCCUCGCCGGCUGCUUCUCUUCCCCUUUCUAGCUCUGCGUUGCCCCCUCGCCUGCCCCGCCUCCCUCCCUCCCGCGAACACCUCCUCCCAGUGGCAGCGUCCUGGCCGUCAGCGCGCGUUCCUGAUUGGCUGCGUUGAGUUCAUAUGACGCGAGAGGCGGGGCGCCGCGGUUUUUUGAAUUCGUUCUAAUCGCUGCAGGCUGGGCGAACGGUGCUUUUCGCCAUGUCGUUCCCGAGGGCUCCUCUCAGGCGCUUCAAUGAGGCACAAACUUGUGCCCCAUCGCCAGGCGCUUAUGAUGUCAAAGCUUCAGAUCCAUCAAAAGGACCCGUGUCUUUUGAAAAGUCCCAGCGAUUCAAAGAGCAGAUGGAGGAUGCAGGAAUCCAGCAGAAUGUUACCAGUAUGAAACCUUCAUCAACUGCUGCGAGAAAACUUGACUCAAAAAAUUUAAAGCCAAACAGCUUGGGAAUGAAAGCAGGAAAGGAUUUGGCCAGCAAAAAAGACUUGAAAACAUGCAAGGAGUUGGAAAAGGAGAUUCGGGUGCUGAUUGGAGAACGUGCCCAGCAGGAUAAAAGGCUGCAAGCUUUGGAGGAAGAUCUUGCAAAGUCUGAGUCAAAGCUAUCUGCUGCAAUUAGGGAGAAAACCUCACUUUGUGCGAAUAUUGCUUCUCUGGAAAAGGUGCAGCUGGAGUUGAGCAGGACCAAUGAAUUACUGAAAGCAAAGUUCCAUGAAGAUGGAACACGGAAGAAUACAAGGCUAUGGAUAGAGGUAAUGAAGCUGCAGAAUCUCAGAAAAGCAAAGAAGACAGGCCCUGUUAAACAGGAGGACACAGAAAUGAAACUGAACAAAGUUGAAAAAGACUUGGAGCAUUCACGGGAAAAAGUAGCGCAGCUGGAAGAGCAACUGACAGCAAGUGAAAGGCAAGCUGAAGAGGCAUGUGACUUAGAGAAUCUCCUGGAAUACAUUGCAGAACUUGCCAAUGUUGCAGAACAAGUUGAUAAAUACAAGCAGGAUGUCAUCCAGUUAGAGGCAAUAAUAGAAGCCAAGAAUAAGGACAUUGACACAUUGCAAAAAACUCUUGAAAUGAAAGAAGCAACACUGUCUACAGAAAUUGAAGAACUGCAUAAAAGAUGCAAGUUGCUUGAACAGCAAAAAGAGAAAUGCUUAAUUGAAUAUGGAGAAAAGGAGAAAACGGCAAAUGCGGAGAUAGAUCUUCUGAAAGAAAAACUGAUUCAAGAAGAACAGGAGCGCCAAAAGCAGAAGGAAGCCUAUAAUGAGGCUUCUGCUAGUUUGCGUCAGGGAUUGGAAAGAGAAUUGAGAGAAACCAUGGCUGAGUUGGAGAGACUGCACGCUAAAGAAGACCAAGUUGAGAUGGUGGUGAAACACUUGGAAAAUGUGAAGGAAUCCCAAGCUGAGAAGCUAGCAGCGCUGGAAGCAGAACUGAGAGGGAAAACUGAAGAGUUUGAGAGAUUAGCUUUAUUGCGCAGAAGUACCGUUGUGAAGAUGCAAGAAGAGCAUAGCGAUACUCUGUGUAGGCUUGGGGAGGCAGUUGCUGAAUUUGAAAAUUACAAAGCUUUUGUGGUCCAAGAAAUGACAUGCCUAAAGCAACAGAAAACAGCCCUGCAAGACAGAUUACUUGAGAUGAGCAAAACUGUUCAGGAUGUGACCCAAAAGAUGGAAGAUGCUCAGCAUGCCAAAGACAUGGCGCAGGAAGAAAAUGCAAGGAUGAUUCUGGAUGCCCAAACAAAUGUAGCAUUAAAAGAUGCAGAAAUAAAAAGAAUCAAAGAAUCGAGUAUUGUGGAAAUUGCUAAUCUGCAAGCAAAACUUGAAGAGCAAAGUGAAGAUUUUAAAAAACAACUUGAAAUAGAAAGGAGAACUGUUGCUGAAAAAGUUGAAGCUGAUUGCAGAGAGAGCCUGGAAAGAUGGCGUACCCUGUACGAAGACCUGCUUAAUAAAGUCAAACCCUUUCAGAAACAACUUGAUGCAUACGAGGCAGAAAAGAAUGCCCUUUUGAAUGAGAAUGGUGCCGCCCAAGAAGAGCUGAACAAACUUAGCGACGCAUAUGCCGAGCUGUUGGGCCAUCAGAACCAGAAGCAGAAAAUCAAGCAUGUAGUGAAACUGAAAGGAGAGAAUGCACAACUGAAACAGGAGGUAUUAAAACUACGAUCUCAAGUAGCAAAGGAAAAGAAAGUUCGGGGAGAGCUCGAGGACCAAAUGAAUGCGAUUCAAGGUGUCAGGCGAUUCGAUCCUUCUAAAGCUUUUCAGCAUUCUGCCAAGGAAAAUGUCGAACCAAAAACACCUUUUAAACAAAGGAGAAACUAGCAAUAGCACUGACAUACUUGAUGUAGCAGCAGGACCCAAUUAGACAUUUUCUACGUAGAAUCAUAGAGUUGGAAGAGACCACAAGGGCCAUCCAGUUCAACCCCCUGCUAAGCAGGAAACACCAUCAAAGCAUUCCUGACAGAUGGCUGUCAAGCCUCUGCUUAAAGACCUCCAAAGAAGGAGACUCCACCACACUCCUUGGCAGCAAAUUCCACUGUCAAACAGCUCUUACUGUCAGGAAGUUCUUCCUAAUGUUUAGGUGGAAUCUUCUUUCUUGUAGUUUGAAUCC